Messenger RNA from Hypanus sabinus (Atlantic stingray), 2522 nucleotides. Its product is annotated as zinc finger protein 229-like. Gene Ontology annotation, biological process: central nervous system development; regulation of transcription by RNA polymerase II. Gene Ontology annotation, molecular function: RNA polymerase II cis-regulatory region sequence-specific DNA binding; DNA-binding transcription factor activity, RNA polymerase II-specific. Lineage: Eukaryota; Metazoa; Chordata; Chondrichthyes; Myliobatiformes; Dasyatidae. The transcript has 2 exons. Gene Ontology annotation, cellular component: nucleus. The coding region runs from base 1214 to 2419 and encodes 401 amino acids. The record is from RefSeq and is a predicted model, not a curated record.
CCAAGCACACCUUUGCCAUAAAGCAGCCUGUCGCAGUCCACAGGUGCCAGAAUUCCAGUUGUUGAUCCGUCCCUGAACACAUCAGCCUUUCCUACGAUGCACCUUGUAUUGAAAUAUACAGUGUUCAGCAUAUUCACUACAACAUGUUCAACUUUUUUCAUUCCUGACUUUGUCUGUGGUCUGAACAACAUCUGUAUCCAGAACCCCUCCACUAUCUGUUCUGUUAUUCAGGCUCCCAUUCCCCCUGCAACUUUAGUUUAAACACUCCCCUUACCCCCAUCUCCCACCAUGCAGCUCUGUCACCCCUUUGGCUUUCCUCUCCCAGAUCAAUAAAAAGGAGGUGCAUACCAGGUACAGGCAGAUAGGAACAAAUGGGCUACUUAUGAAAUACAGGAAAUUCAACUGAACACUUAUGAAAGAAAUAAAAGAAGGCAUGAGGUUGACCCUUCAGAGAAGCUGAAGGGAAAUCCUCAGGGAUUCUGCAGAUAUGCAGAUAAGACCAAAAAGUUUGCAAGAGAAAAAAAUUAAUCCUAUAGAAGAUCAGAAUGGUAAUCCAUAUGAGGAGACAAAAUAUAUGGGGGAGAUUUAAAUUUUUUUUUGCAUCCGUAUUUACUCAGGAGGUGGUCACAGAGUCUAUAGAAGUGAAGCAAAGCAGCAUCAACUUCAUGGACCCUGUACAGAUUACAGAGGUGGAGAUGUUUGUUGUCCGAAGGCAAAUCCCCAGGGUCUGACAAGUUGUUCCCUGGGACUCUGUGGAGGACGUGCAGAAAUUGUCGGGCCCCAAGCACAGAUAUUUAAAUCAUCAUCAGUGACAGGUUAAAAAUGACAAGGGAUUUGUUAAUGGAAAUUCAAACACAACACAGCAGUUUUUGCUGUCUCUGUCUAGAUAUUUAAGAAGUGCAACAAGGGAUUCAAUCAACCAUCCUUCCUGCUCAGACUGUGGGGAGGAAUUCACUCAGUCAUCUAACCGACUGGCACACCUGUUAUUUUACACGGGGGAGUGGCCAUUCACCUGCUCAGACAGUGGGAAUGGAUUCAGUUGGUCAUCACAACUGAAGGUACAUCAGCAAAUUCACACUGGGACAAGGCCAUUCACCUGUUCUGUGGGUGAGAAGGGAUUCAGUCGGUCAUCCCACCUGUGGACAAACCAGUCAGUUCACACUGGGCAGAGGCUGGUCAUCUGCUGAAUUUGUGGGGAAGGAUUCUCUCGGUAAUGGCUCAUCAGCGAGUUCACACCGGGGAGCGGCCGUUCACCUGCUUGGACUACGGGAAGAGAUUCACUGAAUCAUCUAAGUUGAAGGUACAUCAACGAGUUCAUACUGGGGAGAGGCCAUUCACCUGCUCAGACUGCGGAAAGGGAUUCACUCGGUCAUCUCACCUACUGCUACAUCGGUUAGUUCACACUGCAGAGAGGGAUUUCACCUGCUCAGAUUGUGGGAAGAGAUUCAUUCACUCUUCCACCCUACAGAGACACCAGUCAGUUCACACCAGGGAGAGGCCGUUCACCUGCUCAGUCUGUGGGAAGAGAUUCGCACAGUCAUCACACCUACAGAGACACCAGCAAGUUCACACUGGGGAGAAGCCUUUCACCUGCUCAGACUGUGGGAAGAGAUUCACACAGUCAUCCACCCUACAGAGACACCAGUCAGUUCACAGUGGGGAGUGGCCAUUCACCUGCUCAGACUGUGGGAAGGGAUUCACUCGGUCAUCUGAUCUGCUGACACACGGGCGAGUUCACACCGGGGAGAGGCCAUUCACCUGCUGUGAAUGUGGGAAGGGAUUUGCUCGGUCAUCUGAUCUACAGAUACACCAGCGAGUUCACACUGGCGAGAGGCCGUUUACCUGCUCAGUCUGUGGGAAGGGAUUCCAUAAAUCAUCCAACUUUCAUAGACACCAGCAAUUUCACACUGGGGUGAAGCAGUUCACCUGCUCAGACUGUGGGAAGGGAUUCAGUCGGUCAUCCUCACUAUUGGCACACCAGUCAGUUCACACUGGGGAGUGGCCAUUCACCUGCGCAGAAUGUGGGAAAGGAUUCACUCAGUCAUCUGAACUACUGGUACAUCAGUCAGUUCACAGUGGGGUGUGGCCGUUCACCUGCUCAGAAUGUGGGAAGGGAUUCACUCAGUCAUCCAACCUACAGAGACACCAGUCAGUUCACACUGGGGUGAAGCCGUUCACCUGCUGUGAAUGUGGGAAGGGAUUCGCUCGGUUAUCUGAUCUACAGAUACACCAGCGAGUUCACACUGGGGAGAGACCAUUCACCUGCUCAGUCUGUGGGAAGGGGUUCCAUCAAUCAUCAAACCUUCAUAGACAUCAGCGAGUUCACACUGGGGUGAAGCCGUUCACCUGCUGUGAAUGUGGGAAGGGAUUCACUCGGUCAUCCUCACUAUUAGCACACCAGCGAGUUCACAGUGGGUAGAGACCGUUCACCUGCUCAGAACGUGGGAAGGGAUUCACUCAGUCAUCCAAUCUACAGAGACACCAGCAAGUUCACUUCGGGUAAAGGCCGAUCACCUGCUGAG